Molecule: messenger RNA, 3677 nt
Organism: Gadus macrocephalus (Pacific cod)
Lineage: Eukaryota; Metazoa; Chordata; Actinopteri; Gadiformes; Gadidae
Gene: rhoua
Product: ras homolog family member Ua
Exons: 4
Coding region: 1-795 (264 amino acids)
Biological process (GO): small GTPase-mediated signal transduction
Molecular function (GO): GTPase activity; GTP binding
Source: RefSeq, a predicted model, not a curated record
AUGCCUCCGCGAGGUGAGGGACCAUGUAAUCCAGCAGCGGCGUCCCCUGCCCCCCCUGUCCCGCCGAGGAGAUUCCGAAGCCGGGACAAGGCUUCCGGGAGAACCCACAAGUCAUGGCCAGGGUUGUGGGGGAACGGAGGGGCGCAGAGGAGGGUGAAGUGUGUGUUUGUAGGCGACGGAGCUGUAGGAAAAACCAGCCUGGUGGUCAGUUACACCACCAAUGGUUAUCCCACAGAAUACGUCCCCACUGCGUUUGACAAUUUCUCAGCUGUGGUGUCCGUGGAUGGCCAGCCAGUCCAACUUCAGCUCUGCGACACAGCUGGCCAGGAUGAGUUUGACAAGCUACGGCCCCUGUGCUACACCAACGCCGACGUGUUCCUGCUGUGCUUCAGUGUGGUUAGCCCCGCCUCCUUCCAGAAUGUCCCUGAGAAGUGGGUACCGGAGAUCCGCAGACAUGCCCCCUUCACACCAUUGGUCCUUGUGGGGACACAGUGUGACCUCCGGGAAGACGUUAAGGUUCUGAUUGAGCUGGCCAAGUACAGGGAGCGCCCCGUGGAGAUGGCCGACGCCAGGGACUGUGCGGUGGCGAUCGGCGCCGUGGCCUACACCGAGUGCUCCUCGCUGACCCAGAAGAACCUGAAGGAGGUGUUCGACACGGCCAUCGUGGCCAGCCUGCAGGACCACGGAGCCGGCCCGGCCCGGGGGAGCAAGCACCGGCGACGGCAGCAGCAGACGGCCCGCAAGAGGAAGGACCUGUCCAAGUCCUGGUGGAGGAGGUACUGCUGUGUGGCCUGAGUGAAGACCCCCCUCCUGGACCUAGGGUGUCCCCCAAGGUCUUGCCUUCUGGGCGGUGUUUGGGUCAUGGUUGAACCAGAGACUUGCUGAGGAGGGGCGAUGUGAGGGGGACGUGGUCUGUCGUCUCUCGUCUCCUUCAGGUUGUCUUCUCCACCGUUUGUUUUUGUACUACUGAGCCAUGUCUGAAUGAAGAGGUUUUGGUGUCAUGAAUCUGAGGUGACAUUAGGGUCUUCCUUAAGUUGAGGAUUGGUUCCUGUCCAAGCGCUUCAGUGUGGAAGGUACUGCUUCUGUAUCGAGGAAUUUAAACAUGAAACUGACUAAAACCAUGUUCAUGAGCAGCGCUUUAAUCGGCUGUGGUGUUCACAUAGCCGUUUACUGGUUCAAUGUACCCUAAACUACCCUAAACCCUAGAGUGUGUCUCGGAUCCUAACUUUCUUUGUUUGGCUACAGCGUAUUUUGUUUCAUAAUGUUUGUAAAUGCAGAAAGACAAUCUACUUCCUUGGUUCAAAUGUCCAGCAUGCUUCUAAUAUAAAGGUUCUUGAGUUGAAGGUACUUGUAGAAACCACAUGCCUCAGACUGAUGUUUGGAUCAGCAGCCGUUUGUAUUCAAUCUGACUAGAUCAAACUAGGUCAAAUCGGUCCAAAUCACAACAAGUGUUACGCCAGGGCCUUUUUGCAGAAUGCUUAAACUUAGUUCAACUAUGUUUCUCUUCUUUGAUUAGGGGAUUAUUUAACCAUAACAUCAUGACUUUUUGUUACAGCAAUGGUUGAAACACUGGGCCAAAAAAAAUAUUUCCAAGGUUUGGAAAAUGGAUCACUGAUAUCAGAUGUUGUCUAGUCAGGUUACAUUGAUUCAGUUAGUUUACAAUUCUGUGAUUUUAUCAUAUUAUUACUGUUUUUAUUAAGCACAAUGUUGGCAGAGAUCACAAACACAAUGUUCCUAUGCAAUCUUUGGCUUUAAUUACUUUUUUUGCAACUGUACAGCAUCAUUAUCUCACUUUUGUGACACACAUGUCAUGCUCAAUCUAAUCCCUAGUAUUGACAAACAUCUUGUCAAGCAAGUGGUCACAUGAUAACCGGCUCAGACUAGCUUUCAACCCCUACCUCCUUUCAGACCUAAACAAAUACUCAAAUCUUUUGUGAUAUACACAACGUAUUAGUUUCUGCCAUGAUUCUCAAGUAUGGGCCCUUGAGAAUCAUAUGACUGAAGUUGUCCUUUUGAAAUGGUCACUUGUCAUUUAUAUUGUUUUGGAAGUAAAGAGUUGCAUUCUGCACAAUGCAUACCGUGCACAAAUGUUUAUCACACAAAUUUAUAUAAAUGUAAAACAUUUUAAAUCCAUCCACCGAAAAUGUAAUCUUUGUAAAGAGCUCUUUUAGUUGUCCCCAAACGUUGUCAAUGAGGUUGAACCAGUGUUUGUUUUCAGUACUUCAAGCAGCAUUCCCAUGAAGAUUAUCCCUCACUGUUAGUCAGUUUGUGAGUGCUGGAGUAGGCUGACUUUUGCCUUGAGGUUCAACUCACCUCAGCUCAGCUUCUUGUAAAUGAAAUUGGGUCAACACGAGAAGUCAUCCAAACAACUCAUCAUACUGUGUUUGUUUUGUGAUAUAAAUCAUAAGCCAUGAUAGUCAAACUAUCUUUUGUAAUACUGAAUUAAUCAUUUUACAUUUUUACAAAUACGAUGACUACGUGAUUACCCCAUAGCCUCUUUCGUAACCAACCCAACACCCAACAGCUGUUGGGGUCAAACACUUGCCACAGUACAGCUUGAAUUUGGCCUAACCUCCAAUCCAUGCCCUGCUGAAAUGUUGUCUUUCACAACCCAAACUAAAGUACAAAGUCAGAUCACACCAGAAGGCAGGUUGUGUCUCAUUGGAAGGUAUGGACGUUUUUAUGGCAGUUGCGGCUUGAAUCUCAGAGUGAAUGAGUUGGCUGUUAGCUCCCACUCGUGAUGGCAAAUCCAUUGUUUCUGUUGCGGGCAUAGGCAUAAUACAAUGCUUGUUUGUGUGUGUGUGUGUGUGUGUGUGUGUGUGUGUGUGUGUGUGUGUGUGUGUGUGUGUGUGUGCAGGGAGUUUCUGGUGGAGUUAAGAAAGUAGGCUGAAGUGCAAAGGUCUCCGUAAUGGCUCACACUUCUACGGUAUAUCAAAUUCUCCACUUGAAUCAGAUGGAGUGCAACGCCGGUGUACGUUUCAUAUCGUCUUGGUUUCAGCUGUGGAGUAGAGCUGCAGAAUGGAGCUGUGCUGUCAAUCUCCUCUCAAAUGUUAAAGAUUAGAGCUUUGAUGAGCAGCAAAAGAUUGUGUGUGUAUACAGCAGGGCUCGGCUAUGUUGGGGGGAAACAGCUCUCAGAAAGUGUGUUAUUGUGUGGGAAGAAAAAAAAAAAGGAAGGCCUGUGGCCGGUGAUGUCCUUGGAAAGGGGAGUGGAUGUGCAAGGCUAACGUCUCAAGAUGUCGCUGAUUGUCAGAGGUUCCCAAAUAACUCAGACGAUAAGCCCUGUGUCUCACACACUGUCGACGACUGUCUGUGUGUGUGUGUGUGUGUGUGUGUGUGUGUGUGUGUGUGUGUGUGUGUGUGUGUGUGUGUGUGUGUGUGUGUGUGUGUAAAUGAUGAGAAUGACAUGCAAAUGUAAACUGACAUGGAUUUAUUGUUUUUAAUGUUCAACGUUGCAUAAUGCUAACGGAGACUCACUUCACAUCUCAAAGAGAAACGACCAGGCCGUCCAAACUGCUGUGAAACCAGUGUUCUACUCGGUAACCACCAACUCAUGACCGCCAUGAGCACACUUCAAAUGGGUUUAAAGGCUUUACUUGAUUAAUUGAACUGAUGUAUUGUUGUACAUGUUUGUACAGAUGUUUUAUACCUUUCGUAAUAAAUGAAUAAUGAUAUCACCA